Messenger RNA from Uranotaenia lowii, 6152 nucleotides. It is a transcript of the gene dve, whose product is annotated as homeobox protein dve-1. Gene Ontology annotation, biological process: regulation of transcription by RNA polymerase II; chromatin remodeling. The coding region runs from base 1434 to 4121 and encodes 895 amino acids. The transcript has 6 exons. Gene Ontology annotation, molecular function: DNA-binding transcription factor activity, RNA polymerase II-specific; RNA polymerase II cis-regulatory region sequence-specific DNA binding. The record is from RefSeq and is a predicted model, not a curated record. NCBI's taxonomy places the organism in Eukaryota, Metazoa, Arthropoda, Insecta, Diptera, Culicidae.
CACUGUAGCCGGCAAGACGUUUAUCGUCGUUCGCUUCGCACCCAAACUAGUGUGCUUCUUGCGUGUUGUGAGGCGUUCUGGAUUCGUAUCCGAUUUUGUUCCUACUACGUAUCGUCGUUCGGUGGCGGAUUCCGGCAAAACUCCGAGCGGACCGAGACCGAGACAAUUCGGGUUUGCUGAGCCGGAGAAAGCUCGGGUCGGGUUUUGUGAUAUCGGCCAGCUCAUCAUCAGCAUCAGUGUGUGAGAGGAAGUUCCUCGGCGCCUCUUUCGCCACCCACUACUCACCCAAACCCACCCGAAACGUCGGAGUUUGUUUUUUUUUCGGGUGUACCACCCACACCCGCUUCCGAUAGCCGAAGUCGAUCGAAGGGUUUUUCUUCUGAAGAGUGGCUAGAAUUAUCCACCCCAAUCCCACCCCCGUCGCUUCUUGCGCUCUCGGCAGCACAAAUCUCGGCAAAUCGCAACACAUGCGGCCCUGAGGCUGUGCUGCGACUGUUGAAGAGAGCGGAUUGUUAUCAGUGACUAGCAAGGAUUUAUCGAAGCGGGCUUUCAGUAUUAGGAAAACUCCCAGCUAGAUCGGAGUGUCCGCCGGAUGAAUCGAAAGGCUUCCCUGGGUUGAUUCCGGUGCCGCUUGACUAAAUCCGGUUCGAUCUUAUUCAUUUUGUGGGAGUUGGAAGAGUUGAAUAAACAUCCUAAGAAAAGUGAAUGAUGAAUAUUGAAUAAAGUUGUAACAUUUUAAACUAUGCUUAUCGUGAAACGGUUCAAUAAAUUAGGGUUUUUAACAGUUAGAUAAAAUUUCCAAAAAGUGAUAAAAAAACAGACGAAUAACAUGUCAGAUUUGGUUUUGUAUUAAUUCCCCUGAACAACGUCGUAUCAUUGCUGCCACAGUUGCUGCUUAAUCUGAUUAAAGAGGGGUUAAUUAAUGCGACUAACAUUAAUUCGCUGCCAGACUGAAACAACAGAAAAACAACAACACAAAAACACCCGAGAAACAGGCAUCCGAAGUCCGAAGACGAAGAAAAAGUGCAACAAGCAUGUGCCCCAAACACAUGUAGUUUUAUCAAACUAAUGAGUGCUGUGUAGUGUAGUGCUACUGUGUGUGGUUUUUCGAAAGAACGUCGGUUUUUGAUGAAUUCCGCAUAAAUUUUCAAUCCCCCGCUCUUUCUCCUCCUGAACCGGUGCGUAGUGCUGUUUAUGUUGAUAAUUGACGAUGUUUGUGCUGGACAUUUCCGUCAAACGGUGAGCAGAACGUUCCGAAAGAUUUCUUGAUUAAGUGAUGUUGAACCGGUAGUUUUUGGUGGAAAUUGUGAAUUGUCAUUUUAGCGCUUUAAGCCUCGCAGUUCAUCAUCCAAACCAACCGAUAGAACGAUUAAAAUUUGAUACCCAUAUUGGUGACACGAAACGUAAACAAAAACAGAGUUCUCUAUGAAUACAUGCUAUUGACUGGCAUGGAUUUUCAGAGUGCGAUGGAAACCUUUGCCGAAGCAUGGGUUGCCGCGAGCGCGGGAGCACAGACACAAGCCCUGGCACUGACUCGUCCUAAAUCACCGAAGAAGGAACCUCCGGUAUCGCCUCCGAACGGCCGGGAAGCGGAAAUGGGAAGCCCCAAGGCCCAGCAGCACCAUUCGUCCUCGUCCGUUUGCUCCAACGUAUCGUCGGAUCACCCGGCUAGCGCCACCGGUGUUGAUCAUCUACACAAUUCGGCCGGCUCGAUUUCCAAUGGGGAAAAUCUUACGGCCCCGAGGCAUAGCACCCCGAUUGCCCAUCAUCCCAUGAUUGGUGUGCCGCAAUCGCUGUUGGUUCCCAAUCCGGCUUCGAGGGCUUUGACCCCGCGGAUCAACGUGACCGGAGGCCUCACGGAAAAUGGUGCCCCGAAUAAUGGCAGUAAUAAUAGCGGAAACAACAACAAUAAUAACAACAACAGUGGCAGCCGCCGGGAAUCGAUUGAACGACCUAGUGCUCCCAACGGGGGCCCUGGGACAGAUCGUUCUGGUAUCCCACAAUCACCGGUUGCCGCCGUUGCGGCAGCUGCUGCCGCCAUGCAGGAUCGCAAGGAUUUCGAUUUCGGCAAAGUAAACGCCAAAUCCCUGCCCCUGCACUGUGUGGUCGAGUCCGUCAGCUCCCUGCAGGCGACGCUGAACUUUGACGCCCGGAGUCCUUGGAAACGGCGCCCGAACAUCGAAACCGACAGCUACGUUAUCAUCCCGGCUGCGACGCCAUUCUGCGAAAUCGUUACGACGGCGCUCCAGCGACUCGGCUAUUCCUCCGAGGUUUGCAACGCUGCUAGAGGGGCAAUUUCCAUCAAGAACUGGAAGACGCUGGCCCUGGACGCCAUCUCCGACAAUCCGCUAGUUUCGGUUAACGACAUCCUCGGGGAGCUGACGUCGGUCGUUACGCUCAAGAUUACCAUCCUGCGGAACAAACCCUCGCAGCUGGCCGAAAUCAAAGAUAAGCUGCUCAAGCUGCUGAUCCUGCAAUCCCAUGCGGUACUGCGGUCGACCGGGUGCCCCCUGGAUGAGAUCACGCUGUCCCAAAUUUGUAGAAGCUCCUUACAAAACACAUUUCCGUUUGGUCCGGAAAUCACCGAAGAAGUCCGCCGAAAGUUUGACCAAUGGUGGAGCAAUCAGUUGGCUCCUCAACCAAACCCAAUUGCUCAUAAAAUCCUCCCUUUCGCCAAUGCUCCAACGAGCGAGCUGGAUUUUCCAAGCUUCAACAACCGGGAGGCGCUGCUGGAAAACCGUCCCAAUCCGCAUCAUAACCUGGUAGUGCAUCCGGCCCUCCAAACCGUGCACUCGCAGUACCCGAACCAGAAAACCCGGAUGAGAACUAGCUUCGAUCCGGAAAUGGAACUGCCAAAGCUGCAGCGAUGGUUCCAGGAAAAUCCACAUCCUUCUCGCCAACAAAUCCAAUCCUAUGUGGUUCAACUGAACUCCUUGGAUUCUCGACGAGGACGUAAGCCACUGGAUGUAAACAACGUAGUCUAUUGGUUCAAAAAUGCUCGAGCCGCCCAAAAGCGAGCCGAAAUGCGUCAGGGAAUGACGAACGGAUUCGGAAAUCCCAACAUGAUGCUUCCUCCUCCGGAUUACAUGAAGAGUUCUCCCAGUGCACCAUCCGAAGACAUCGACAAUCUCUCCCAGGACGAAAUGGACGACGAACUUGAUCGUCCUUUAUCGCCUCAGCUGCCCCUCUCCCUAACAAUCCACGAACGUAAUCGUCCAGUGACCCCAAACGAUGACACCCCUAUCAAAAUGGAGAACAACUCCGGUGCCAACAGUCCGCCACCAUCUCCAACGCCAACCAGUGAUCUCAACACUUCCAACAACAACAUCAACGAGUCCGUCAACGAUUCCAUGAAUCAAAACGAUGCCCCCAAAUCCAUCUACUCCAACGAACGAUCCGCAUCCCCCCAAAGAUCCCGAUCGCCCGCUUCCGAGGACCUGGACAUGGACGACCCGGACGAAAGCAACAUGGACGACUACCGAUCCCCGUCGCCCGACUCGAAGCGGAAUCUCCCGUUUCCCAUCACCAAUCCGAUGUUUUCCCACUCGAUCAUGUACAUGAGCCACUACAUUCCGGCCAUGCAGGCCAACGCGGCCGGCAUGCAUCUGAAGAACGAGCUGAGCCCGAACAACCACUCCGGCUUAGGAGGUGCCGGUGGUCUUAAUCUGUCCUUCAACAGUAGCGACGAAAGGCGGAAACGGAACCGCACCUUCAUCGAUCCGGUUACCGAGGUGCCGAAGCUGGAGCAGUGGUUCUCGAUGAACACCCACCCGUCACACAAUCUGAUCCUGAAGUACACCGAGGAUCUGAACCGGAUGCCGUAUCGGCAAAAGUUCCCGCCCCUGGAGAGCAAAAACGUUCAGUUCUGGUUCAAGAACCGGCGCGCCAAAUGCAAACGCCUGAAGAUGUCCCUGUACGAUCCGGCCCAGCUGGCCAGCCUGGCCGGGGUUGGUGGAGACCAAUCGCAUCUGGCCGCCAGCUUGCACGAAUCCCAGGCCCACCUUGCCCAGGCUCAGAUGCACCAGUUCCACCAUGCGGCGGCAGCGGCGGCGGCCGGAGUCGGUGGACCCGGAAUGGUUGGCGGCGGAGGAUCCACCGGAGCCGGCCUGGACCGGGACUGAAAGAUGGGCCUGGCGCGGGAUUUCCUGCCGCUAGUGCCCUACUAAGGAACGAUGUUUAAGACGCUUUGAUUUGUUGAGUUUCUUAUGAAAGGUUUCGUUGGCAUUUCUGUUUUUAUUUUAUUUUUUUCUUUUGAGGAAAACCGAAUCCAAGUGAUAUGAAAUUGAUCGUAUGUUAAAUAGGCUUAGCAGCAUUGAAUAGGUAGUAAUUUUAGUGCAAAAAUAAUCACGAUAGUAGAUUUCGCUCAAUACAUAUAAGUAAGUACGGUUGAUGCUUCACUAAGUAGCUAUAACAUUAUACCAAAGAACGAAGGAUUUCUCCUCUUGCUAAACGAUAACAGUUGUACAUAGUUGAAUGUAGCUAUAAAAAAAGUUAAUUUUAUCACUGCACUCUCAUUAAGUUUUACAAAAGAGCUCCACUACUAAUAAUUCAAACCCUAGCACUGUAAGAGUUCUCUCCAAUUCAGAUGCAUCACACACACGCAACAUAGAACACCUCACAACAAAAUAAAUUGUACAUAAUAAACUCCCAUUUUAAAUAGAUUCUGGAUUAGGUUUCCAAAAGGGCGAACCCUACUAAAUGAUUCUGAGUUCAUUCCGUUUCCCAGUAUUGAUUUAAAAUCCACUGAUGCUAACAAACAAAUUUACGCUCCGUGAAAAUUGUUCGUCCUUUUGCAUACACGAUUCAGAAUCCGAAAACGCUUAAAAAGCUGUAUCUUCCGGUUCCGGAAAGCCGCUUGUAGUUUCCCCCCGGAGCCGUAAUAGCUUGGGAAAAUAGUCUGAAAGGCGCGCAUAAACGAAUCAAAUACGUAAUAAUAUUCUGCCGCAGCGCAAAACGUUUUGCACCCACGCAAAUUACCUAUAUUGCAAUUCUUGCCCGGGCAAACAAGUGAGAUGAAAAAUCACCGGUGUAAAAGUGUCGAAAGCAUAUCAUUUAUUUGAGCCGAUUGACAGAUUAAACUCGCGGAAAAAUCGUCACCGAUUUUCCACCAUUUCCAAUGCAUAAAUAUAAUAGUGCAUCGCCCAUGCCGCUAUCAUCCACCAUUUCGCGUUCCCGCGAAAUUUGAUUCACCUGUUGUUUCAUGGACUUAAACCGGCUGCCGCAGCCUUGGGGGAAAGCAGCAGGAAAUUUCAUGAUCAUUCAUUAAUAGGCGGUGCACAAAAAGCCUUUGUAAAUCAAUUUCAGGGUAUUUGGGAACAGCUUAGUUCAUUCAACCAGCCAACGUUUAUUUCCGCGGGCGAAAAGAAUCAAUCACUUUUGUUGAAUUUUUAAUACAGAUGUGAAUCGCAUUCAAAGCCGCUCAUUUCCCGAGAGCGCAAAGUGAAUCAGAUUAAAGGGAAUCAACAGUUGAAAGCGCGUAAUCAGUUCCUUGAAGGGAAAAUUACUUUUGAAAAUAAAACCAGAAUAAGCAUUCAAGUUUUUUUUUCGUUAUAGUUCCAAUCAUCGACUAAAUAGAGUUUUCAACCAUCUCGAACCGAAAACCCAACUAAAAAUGUACAACUCAUGCUAGAUACGCUUGUUUUAUUUCCAUUAUUUAGUUUUGUACAAGUUGAAUGACAAAACCUUGGUUUCAAACCAACAAAUUAUUUGGUUUAAUUUUUUUACUGUUUGGUAUCAAAUACCGAACAGCAAGUACCCUUAAGGUAUUGUUUUGUCUUACUUAUUUUAGAUAAAAAAAAAAAAAGAAAAAAAAUCCAAAAUGAUGUAAAUAAAAUUAGCGAAAACAAACACGAAUGAAUUAAAACAAUUUGGAUCAAUUCGAAGUGACGACUUCCUUACAUUACUAACUAGAACCACAUCAUCAGAUAUCAAAACUAGACAGUAAGGUUUUAAAUUAAUCCUUCCUGAAAUAGCGUUAAGGAUAGCAAUUAGCCUGAAAAUAACCGAUCAAGACGAACGUUUGCGAAAUCAGUGGAAGAAAGACCGGUGAUGUAAAAUUGCGCGUGAGCACUUGUAAGUUAGAUUCCACUAUUCCAAGGAGCCGAGUGAGUGCAUGAAUCAUACAUAUUGUAUCCAAUGAAAAACAGUAAAAC